UCCUGUGCUGCAGUAGAGCGCGCUUCUCUUCAUUCCUUUCUGUUUGAGGAUAGCGGAAGGGAAGGCAAGGCAAGACAGAAGCAACCAGCCGUCUGUCUGUCUCAGUCGAUGAUGAUGGCUGCUCAGCUUCAUGCCUUCUCUCUUAGCAGCAAUCCUUCAGCACCAGUUGCCGGAAACUUAAUCAAAUCCCGGAGCGCUGCGCAUAUACAGUCCGCUACCCUACCUACUUCCCGCCCUUCGCCAAUCAUCCAGGCAUCAUUUUGGAACCUAGUAGCAAUUGUUGGUGGAAAAAGUUUGGGAUCAAAUGGGACGGAUCGCUCAAAACUAAGUGGCACCUUGGACUUGGAUUCCAAUGAAUUUGACUGGGUUGAAUUAGACGCCAAUAUUUAUCACUGGGCAAAAGCGUUGCGUCCUGUUCAGUGGUAUCCUGGUCACAUUGCCAAAACCGAAAAAGAGCUCAAGGACCAGCUGAAAUUGAUGGACGUUGUGAUAGAAGUUCGGGAUGCUAGGAUACCAAUGGCCACUAGCCACCCACAGAUGGAUUCAUGGUUGGGAAAUCGGAAGAGAAUUAUUGUUUUGAACAGAGAGGACAUGAUAUCUACUGAUGACCGAAAUGCUUGGGCUAAUUACUAUGCCCGGCAAGGGACAAAAGUGGUCUUUUCAAAUGGCAAGCUUGGAAUGGGCACAAUGAAGCUUACUAGAUUAGCAAAGACAUUGGCUGGCGAUGUAAACAUCAAACGCAAAGCCAAGGAACUGCUCCCCCGUCCUGUUCGAGCUGGAAUAGUUGGCUAUCCUAAUGUUGGUAAAUCAUCUUUAAUAAACCGGUUGCUCAAGCGUAGAAUGUGUCCUGCAGCUCCAAGACCAGGUGUAACAAGAGAAUUGCAGUGGGUUCGGUUCGGAAAGGACUUGGAAUUACUGGAUUCUCCAGGCAUAAUUCCAAUGAGGAUUGAUGAUCAGUCUGCUGCUGUAAAACUUGCCAUAUGUGAUGACAUUGGAGAGAGGUCUUAUGAUGUUUCUGAAGUUGCGGCCAUUCUCGUGCAGAUUUUGGCACGACUUCCUGCAGUAGGUUAUAAAGCAAUUCAGGAUCGUUACAAGAUUGAGGCGGAUGGCUGUGUUGGUAAAACCUUCGUCCACAAGCUGGGACUGCAAUUGUUCAAUGGGGACGCUCAUCAAGCAGCAUUCCGCAUCCUGUCAGAUUUCCGGAAAGGUAAAUUUGGUUGGGUAGCACUAGAGAGGCCUCCAAAGUAAAGCAGCUAUACACAUAGUUGGAACAUAUAGUGUGCGUUGGUCCCCAUGUUCAAAGAUGAAUGAAUCUGGGAUGCAAUGGCUGGCCGAGUUUACUGGCAAUGAAGAUGGCAUGGCGUGGCAUACUUGUUGCCAAUUGCUAUAGAGGAGACUACUACUGAAUUGGACAUUGGCAGCCGCGCUUUGAUUCUUGGUUCUUGAUUCCACUUCCACUUUCACCUCACUUUCAAUGUAGUGUAGAUAUGGAGUAUCACAUAAACAAGUAAGGAAUGGAUUCAUUCAUAUCUGAGCUACCACUAGACUUUCCAACUCCAUGAGCUGAAUUGUACUUACUUGUACAUACACACCUAUUUCCAAGUUUAUAUAUUAUGAUUACUUCA
Molecule: messenger RNA, 1625 nt
Organism: Andrographis paniculata
Lineage: Eukaryota; Viridiplantae; Streptophyta; Magnoliopsida; Lamiales; Acanthaceae
Product: DAR GTPase 3, chloroplastic
Exons: 9
Coding region: 109-1248 (379 amino acids)
Cellular component (GO): mitochondrion
Molecular function (GO): GTP binding; GTPase activity
Source: RefSeq, a predicted model, not a curated record